AUGGAAAGCAAAGAGUUUGGAACAGCUAUCCCCACACCAGGCGUAGAUAUACCGAUCUCAUCGUCCACGGUAAAUGUGCGGGUUAUCGAUACCAACACUCUUGUCCAUUUGAACCCGAAACUGUUCUGGGAGCCAAUGAUCGAGGGAUUCACCGGCUUCCACGCACCUUCAUACUGCUUCCUCGUAUCCAGCGGCACCCGGAACGCCGUAUUUGAUCUCGGUAUCCGUACCGACUGGCGGAACUAUGCUCCAAAGGUUGUUUCAGUUAUUGAAGAAACAACGGUUAUCACAGUAGGAUCAGAUGUAGCCUCGAUCAUCGAGUCCGAUGCUGGUGGCCUUAAUCUCCGGCGCGAAGACAUACAGGCAGUGAUAUGGUCACAUAACCACUUCGACCAUAUUGGGGACAUGUCUGUCUUUCCACCUACUACGGACCUCGUAGUCGGACCUGGAGCCAGAGAUAUAGCUCUCUCAGGCUGGCCGCAGAACCCAGACUCAUUUGUCCUGGAAAGUGAUACUUCUGGAAGAGUCGUUCGAGAGAUAUCCUUUGACAACUGCCCGAGUAUUGGCCGAUUUAGAGCCAAGGAUUUCUUUGGCAAUGGAUCCUUCUAUCUGCUCGAUGCACCUGGCCAUGCUCAAGGGCAUCUAUGCGCACUUGCACGUACCACGGCUGACCCUCCUUCGUUUAUUUUCAUGGGCGCUGACGCUUGCCACCAUCCAGGCGUACUUCGGCCAUCGUCAUAUCUGCCUCUGCCGGUUUCAGUUAAACAGGGCGAAGAUAAAAGCACUGGUCAUAGAGUCUUGGUUCGAGACUAUGCUCGUACAAGAUGUCCUACCAAAUCAAUAUUCGAGGUUUCCCAUGGAUUUCUCUUUCCAGACCGCGAUGCGGCCAUGGAGACGGUAGGGAAAGUCCAGGAGUUUGAUGCUCUAGAUAAUGUUUUCGUGAUUAUAAGCCAUGACGUCUCUCUCUCAGGCGUGAUUCCUCUGUUCCCCCAGACAAUUAAUAGCUGGAAAACAGAUGAUUUAAAGGGGAAAACAAGAUGGCGAUUUUGCGGAUAUUAA
This is a messenger RNA of Trichophyton verrucosum HKI 0517, 1059 nucleotides long. RefSeq lists its product as uncharacterized. The transcript is spliced from 2 exons. The coding region runs from base 1 to 1059 and encodes 352 amino acids. The record is from RefSeq and is a predicted model, not a curated record. NCBI's taxonomy places the organism in Eukaryota, Fungi, Ascomycota, Eurotiomycetes, Onygenales, Arthrodermataceae.